Fraxinus pennsylvanica is the source of this 912-nucleotide messenger RNA. The record is from the annotation of a GenBank genome assembly. Lineage: Eukaryota; Viridiplantae; Streptophyta; Magnoliopsida; Lamiales; Oleaceae.
AUGAUUCUUGAUUGCUCAUCGAUGGAAUAUGUAAAAACUGCAUUUGAUGAUUUGUGUAUACUUGAUGAGGAAAAAACAAAGGGGGGCAGAAUGGAGAAGAGGGAGCACAUUGAUUCGGAUGAUGAGGACGAUAAAUACAAGUCCAAUAACCUUGAAGCCGAGAGGAGACAGCGCAAGAAACUCAAUGACAGGCUCUUAGAACUGCGUUCAUCAAUGAAUAAAGCUACCGUAGUCACUGAUGCUGUCACUUACAUUGAGGAGCUACAGAGGCAUGUAAAAGAUCUUAGUCACCAACUAUUCGAAAUGGAUGCAAAUUUUGUAGAGGAAGAAGCGACGAAAAUUGAAGAGAUAGAUUCAGCAGAAGAGAUGAAGAUAUGGGGGAUAGAACCAGAAGUUCAGGUGACUUCCAUAUACGGGACUAAACUUUGGAUAAAGAUCGUCUAUCAGAAAACAAAAGGCAGAUUUACCAAAAUAAUGGAGGCCAUAAGUGUGCUUGGAUUUGAUAUUACUGAUAUCAGUGUCACCACCUCCAAAGGAGCAAUUCUUGUUACUUCAUGUGUGGAGGACUCGAUAUUUAUUGUGGCUAGAUUUCGAUUUCGUUACAUUAUACUAGCCGAACUAUUCGGUUCUUUGGGAAAAGGCAUUGCGUUGAGAACUUCAUUCGCCUUCGGGCCUAUGCAAGUCGCAGUUUCAAGUCCAGCACCAGCGCCAUCAGAAAACGGGGUUAAUUGGAGGUCCAGUGGAGGUCCAGGAAUCCCACUAAUUAGGACGAAUGUCGUCUGUCGCUGGUGGAGAUGUGAUUCUUGGACUAGCCAUUGUUUCAGUUGCUGCCAUUUUCUUCUUCAUCCGAAUCACCAGACAAAGCAGAGAAUCUCAUGCCUGAGUCGAGAUUAUCUUAUCUUAUCUUUCUAG